This is a messenger RNA of Moneuplotes crassus, 924 nucleotides long. Lineage: Eukaryota; Ciliophora; Spirotrichea; Euplotida; Euplotidae. The record is from the annotation of a GenBank genome assembly.
AUGACAGAACUUAACAAAUACAUUGAGCUUAACAAUGGAAACAAGAUGCCUCUCAUAGGAUAUGGGACCUUCUCCGGAGAGGAAGAGAAGGAGCUACAUGACUGUAUUGUACAUGCUAUUGUAGACUUAGGUUACAGACAUCUUGAUACAGCUAAAGUAUAUCUCAACGAAGAAGUUAUUGGAGGAGCUCUACAAGAAUGCUUUGAGAAAGGCAUCAAGAGAGAAGACCUCUUCAUCACUAGCAAAGUAUGGAAGGAUGACUAUCAUGAUGUCGAGUCUGCUAUUAAGGAGAGCCUCAGAAAGCUGCAGCUAGAGUAUCUAGAUUUGUACCUUGUCCAUUGGAUGGUCACAGAUAUUGAUUGGAAAAAUCUUGAUAUUAAAGGACCAACCAUGCAAGAGACUUGGAAGCAGAUGGAAAGAAUCUACGAGAAUGGACUUUCUAAGAACAUUGGUAUCUCUAACUGCCCAGCAAUGAUGUAUUUGGAUCUUCUUGCAGGAGCAAAAAUUAAACCACAAGUAAACCAAAUUGAAACAAAUCCUCACUUACAACAAAAAGCUUUAAUUGAGUUCACAAGAAAAUUCGGAACAGAGACAACAGCUUAUGCUCCAAUUGGAGCUCAAAAAUUCACAGGAGAUGGUAGUCUUUUUGAUAACGAAGACUUGAAGGCCAUUGCAGAUAAGCAUGGUGUAACCGUUCCCCAAAUAUGUCUUGCUUGGAAUAUUAAUAGAGGAGUUGUAGUGAUUCCAAAAUCUACAAAUAAAGAUCGUAUGAAAGCUAACUUUGAAGCACUUUCCAUUACUCUUGGUGAGGAUGAAAUGGCCACUAUUGCCAAACUUGACAAGAACGAAAGAUUCUUCGAUCCUGCUAAAUGGGAAAAUGAGACUGGGGAGGAAGAUUGGGAUAAUUCUCCGAUUUGGGCUUAG